AUGUGUUACCUUUACGGUGUGGCUACCAUGGUUUUCCCAAAGCCACUGCCCAGCGCCUUUGUGCCCAGGAAGCUUAUUUGUGUUCAGCUGGGCAGCAACAUAUCAUGUCACGUGUUGUUUCAGGUCACCCUGAUGGAAGUUUCCACCGGCCGCUUUCCUUACAUCAGCAUGCUGGAGGGCCGUGGGCGUGCCUGCAGCGUAGUUGCCAUCACCAACAGGCACAUCCUGACGGCAGCCAGUUGCAUUUUUGCACCUGGGAAUUCUGCAGAAUUGAUGUUCGGGCCUUGGAAGGGAGGCGCUAGCAGUUGGUGGACUCUGAUCUGGCAGGGCCUGUGGAGGGAACAGGUGCAUGUCCAUCCCAACUGGACAGGAUUGGCUGCUGAUGGAUACGACAUCGCGAUCUUGACGCUGGCAGUGCCUAUUCAUGCUCUACCAGUAGUCCUUGCCGACCCGACAUUCCGCAUUACAAGUGACUCUCGCAUCCAUGCCGUUUGGCCCCAGAAUGUAGGGCGCACUCAAGUCGGUCUCCAACCUGCAAACCCUGAGCCCCUGUGCCGCAGCCCCCAUGUUUCUACAGAGGCCACAUCCUGCGCCCAGUCAAUCGGGACCUGCGGUCCUCAAGGUUCUGUGUUGGUGCUACUGGACAUACCCUCCGCAGGAGUGGAGACCCUUGGCAGUGGCAGUGCUCUUGAUGCCACCCUUGAUUCUGGACCUCCAAACUUGGACCUACUUGUGGGCAUCUACCCACAGCCUAGUGUCGCAGUGCACAACAACACCACAGCAAUGGUAGCUUGGAUAGCAAAUAUUCGAGCCUGGAUUGAUAAGAUUGUGAAAAGGAAAUCUCUGCUUUAG
Molecule: messenger RNA, 852 nt
Organism: Ostreobium quekettii
Lineage: Eukaryota; Viridiplantae; Chlorophyta; Ulvophyceae; Bryopsidales; Ostreobiaceae
Source: the annotation of a GenBank genome assembly